UGGGCAGCACCACACAGGGGACUUUCUUCUACCCCCUGGCACACGCCAUCCUCUUCAUCUUCAUCGCCUCCACCCUCUUCCACAUCCAGCGGCGCCUAGUGAGGCUCCAAACCAGUAGUGGGCAGGAUGAGCAGAUAUGGGUGUCUCAUCCAGUCAUGGAGAUCCCGGCAGAGUGGAGGAAGCCCACGAGCCGUGCCCAGCUGGGCAUGUGGACCAUUAACUCCCUCGGCCGCCUGGGGAACCAGAUGGGUGAGUACGCCACGCUCUACGCCCUGGCCAAGAUGAACGGACACCCGGCCUUCAUCCCUGCUCCAAUGCACAGCAUGCUGGCCCCCAUCUUCAAGAUCAGCCUCCCGGUGCUGCCCAGCGUCAUGGAGCGCGGGGUCCCCUGGCACAAUUACCACCUCAAUGACUGGAUGGAGGAGCGUCACCGGAACAUCACCAGCCACUAUGUGCGCUUCACAGGUACCCCCUGCUCCUGGACUUUCUACCACCACCUGCGCCCUGAGAUCCUGCAAGAGUUCAGCUUGCAUGAGCAUGUGCGUGAGGAGGCCCAGGCUUUCCUGCGGGGCCUGCGCAUGAAUGGGAGUCAGCCCCGCACCUUUGUAGGGGUGCACGUGCGCCGGGGAGACUAUGUCCAUGUCAUGCCAAAUAUGUGGAAAGGGGUGGUGGCCCAUCGGGGCUACCUGCAGCAGGCCAUGGAUCGGUUUCGAGCCCGGUUCAAAUCUCCAGUGUUUGUGGUCACCAGCAACGGCAUGGCCUGGUGCAAGGACAACAUCAAUGCCUCUCUUGGGGACGUGGUGUUUGCUGGCAACGGCAUGGAAGGCUCACCGGGUAAGGACUUUGCCCUACUCACGCAGUGCAACCACACCAUCAUGACCAUCGGGACCUUCGGCAUCUGGGCUGCCUACCUGGCCGGUGGAGACACCAUUUACCUGGCCAAUUACACGCUCCCCGACUCCCCUUUCCUCAAGGUCUUUAAGCCAGAGGCAGCCUUCCUGCCUGAGUGGGAGGGGAUCCCGGCAGACCUGUCCCCGCUACUCAAGCACUAGGCACCCUGUCCCUGGCAGCCCUUGGGUUCCCAGGCCUGAGGAGGGCAUUGGCCAAUGCCUGUGACCCCAGCAUGGACACAAAGGCUGAUGUAGGCUGAAUAUAGCCCAGGCAAGAAGCCAGACUGGAUCUCCAAAGUAGUCAGCAAAGAACAGGGCUGGGAGCAUGGCUCAGCAGUACCAUACCAAUCUUGCAAUCGCAUGGCCCUGAACUCAAACCCUCGUGUCACC
Molecule: messenger RNA, 1280 nt
Organism: Dipodomys spectabilis (banner-tailed kangaroo rat)
Lineage: Eukaryota; Metazoa; Chordata; Mammalia; Rodentia; Heteromyidae
Product: galactoside alpha-(1,2)-fucosyltransferase 2-like
Exons: 1
Coding region: 156-1052 (298 amino acids)
Biological process (GO): carbohydrate metabolic process
Cellular component (GO): membrane
Molecular function (GO): galactoside 2-alpha-L-fucosyltransferase activity
Source: RefSeq, a predicted model, not a curated record